Messenger RNA from Camelina sativa (false flax), 1926 nucleotides. The record is from RefSeq and is a predicted model, not a curated record. Lineage: Eukaryota; Viridiplantae; Streptophyta; Magnoliopsida; Brassicales; Brassicaceae.
UCUCAAAAGCUUCCAGAAACUUUGAGACGCUUCAUCAUUUCUCACUCCGACAUCGAUGGCUAUGUUAUCUCACCGUCUCCGACGAGCUUUACUCACGGCGACUUCCUAUGUUAACCAAUCAAUUUCUCUCUCCCCAGCUUCCAUUGCACCAGCGUCCGAUUUCCAUUCUGUGUCUUCGUCGGUGCUACAGAGAUCUGUUUUAGGGAGAUCGACUGAAGUAGCUACUCAAGCUCCGGCGAGACUGUAUUCGACGAGGCAGCUGAAGAUUUACAAAGAAGGUGAUGAGAUAACGGAAGACACCGUGUUGUUCGAAGGGUGUGAUUAUAAUCUCUGGCUUAUCACUAUGGACUUUCCCAAGGAUGAUCCUAAGUCUCCUGAGGAAAUGGUCUCUACCUAUGAACAAACUUGCGCUCAAGGACUUGGUAUCAGUGGUGUUUAUGGUUGAGUCAGUGUGGAAGAGGCCAAGCAGAGGAUGUAUGCUUGUAGCACAACUACUUACCACGGGUUUCAGGCAACUAUUAUAUCUACCUGGAGUGGUCUUCAUAUUGCCAGAUUCCUACAUUGAUCCCGUGAACAAAGAGUAUGGAGGAGACAAAUACGAGAAUGGAGUCAUCACACACAGGCCACCACCAGUUCAGAAUACCAGAAUGAGACCCCGUCCUAGGUUUGACCGUUCAACAGGAGGAGGAGGUCCUCAAAACUACCAAAGAAACCCACAGUAUGGUCAGCAACCGCCAAUGCAAGGUGGUGGAGGGAGCUAUGGUUCUCAACAGAUCGCAAGAAGUACAACAAAAAAUCUGAUUUCUUCACAUUCAAGUUCGAAUCUCCCGUCGAUUCUCGUCAAUCUGAUGUCAACGAAACCUCGAAUCGAUGAAGACAAAUGGAACGACGCAUGGGAAUCAGCUUGGUUACCAGAUGAUCUCACGGAUAAGAGCCGAGCUCCAUGGGAGAAAGACGUGAACUUCGAUUCGACGGCGAAGAUCGAAGAAACCGAUGUGGAAGCGAACGCCUUCGUGGAGGAUAUGAAUGAGCAUUGGAACGAGAGGAGAGGGAAGAAGAGUGGUAAAGUGGACAAGAGAGAAGUGAAGAUUGAUGAUGGAGGAGAAUCAUCGUCAUCAUCGCUUUACAGUUUGGAGACUAUGAAGAAGGAUUAUAGGUUGAAGAAGCAACGAGUUCAUGCGUCUUUGUGGGUUAAGGAGAUUGAGAAAUUGGAAGAAGCUAAAUUGGGUGAUUCUGGAUCUGGUGGUGGAGCUGAUGAUAUUGAUAGGCUUCUUGAUAGUUGCUCUGAGAUUUUCGACUCGGUAGACCAUGAUUUUGACAAAUUGGAGGUUUCGAGUGGAUCUGAAAUGAAGAACAAGCCUGAUGGUUGGGAAUCAACAGCAAAGGAACAAGAUGGAAAUCUCUGGGAAAUGUCACAAAGAGAAGAAGACAUACUUCUCCAAGAAUUUGAUCGUCGGACUGCCUUUUGCAAAUUUCAGAUAGCGAGUUUUAUAAAGCAACACAUAUUCAGUAGAAGAAGACCGAUUGAUGGGUGGAGGUACAUGAUUGAAGUGAUCGGUUCAAAUGCGAGAAAAGGGAAAGGUAGUGUUUCUCGGCUCCCAGCUUUAUCGGAUGUGUCAACUCAGCCUUUCAAAGAAGAAACGGGCAGCCUCACUACUUUGAAGCGGUAGAAGACUAUUAGAGGAGUUCAUGAAUAUCUCGUUAGCUUUGUUAUGGUAUUAAUACACUGUGCAGAAAUGUGCUUGAGUCUAGGCCUUGUUUAGGGAGACUCGUCUGAAAGUUUGUCUAGCAACUAGGAAGAGAAUGCUUUUUUUGGAAGUGUUGUCAAAGAGGCAGCAUAAGGUUUCACGGGUUCAAUAUUUUUUCAGUCACCGAAAUGGAUUUAGAAAAUGGUACAGAAAUGGUAUAAACCUAUUUUUGAAGGUA